Messenger RNA from Cajanus cajan (pigeon pea), 1760 nucleotides. It is a transcript of the gene DIM1B, whose product is annotated as Ribosomal RNA adenine dimethylase family protein. NCBI's taxonomy places the organism in Eukaryota, Viridiplantae, Streptophyta, Magnoliopsida, Fabales, Fabaceae. Gene Ontology annotation, cellular component: mitochondrion. Gene Ontology annotation, biological process: rRNA methylation. The record is from RefSeq and is a predicted model, not a curated record. Gene Ontology annotation, molecular function: rRNA (adenine-N6,N6-)-dimethyltransferase activity.
GAGUUUCUUGCUAUGUCUAAAGACGAAAGGAAGUGUAGUUGGGCUUUGGGUCCAGUACUUAGUCUUUGAUGGGCUAUGGAAGAAAGGAGGCAACUAGGUAUCUGUGUGUAGGUUGAUGUUGCACGAGAGUGAUAGCAUGAACAUGCUUGGCGCCACGAGACGCGUAGUUGGAAUAAUUCCUCGUAGGGUUCGAUCAGUGCGGCAAGUGCAUGGAGAUGGCGAUGGCGAUGGCGAUGGCGAAGAGGCUUUACGUUUUUACAAGAGCAGAGGCCAACACAUUCUCAUCAACCCUCGAAUUCUCGACACCAUCGUUCGGAAAUCCGCCAUAAACCCCACCGACACCGUCCUCGAAAUCGGUCCCGGCACCGGCAACCUCACCCUCAAGCUCCUCGAAGCCGCGCGCAAGGUUGUCGCCGUCGAGAUCGACCCCCGCAUGGUCCAGGUUCUCGAGAAGCGCGUCCUCCAACGCGGCCUCCAAGGUAAGCUCAGGGUUAUGAAAGGAGAUGCAAUGAGAACGCAGUUCCCGCGGUUUGAUAUUGUCGUGGCCAACAUUCCUUAUGGGAUAUCUUCCCCUCUCGUGAUUAAAUUGGUGUACGGAGCGACGCCGUUUCGGAGUGCCACGCUUCUGCUGCAGAAAGAGUUCGCGCGAAGGUUAUUGGCUAGGCCCGGUGACUCUGGCUUUAACCGCUUAUCGGUGAAUGUGAAGCUUCUGGCUGACGUGGAGCUUGUGAUGGAUGUAAGCAAGAGGGACUUUCUCCCUUCCCCUAAAGUUGACUCUUCUGUGGUUAUAAUCCGCCCUAAGGGUCAGGUUCCCAAUCUGGAUCUCCAUCAGUGGAGGGCAUUCACUAGGACUUGUUUUACUCACAGAAGCAAGACACUUGGGGCAUCCUUUAAGCAGAAAGGGAAACUUUUUGACUUGUUCAAAAUCUCCAAUGAAAAUGAUGACUCUUCACCCCACAAGGGUGAUGAUGCUCAAGAUAUAGGACGGUUUACCUCCUUCAAGGAAAAGAUUCUUCGAGUGCUCAGAACGGGAGGGUUUGAGGAUAAAAGGCCUUUUAAACUUUCUCUCGAGGAGCUUCUGCAUUUGCACUCUUUGUUUAACCAAGCUGGCAUAUAUUUUGAUCACCGUCGAGAUCCCAAGUGUGAUGACAGGUUUGAUGACGAGGGUGACGAUGAGGACGACAAAGAGGAGUAGUUCAUUCCGCCGAAAAGGCGAGAUGCUUAUCAGCCGCAUAAUAUCAUUCGUUUGUUUUUUCAUUAGAAUGCAAGCCUUCUUGAUUUGAGGGUAUUUGGAGAAAAAGUAUUGCACACGCGGAACAUUAACGAGAGUAUGGGAAGUGAGAAGACUUAUUAAAUCUCGUAUGGUUGAUCGAGAUUGGUUUUUUUUACUUAAUUAAUACGGUCGAGGUAAGAUUGAAUGAUCAAAAUCAACGCUUUUUAUGCUCUUAAAUUCAUGUUACGGUAAAUGGUAGUAGUUAGAAGCAGAUGAAAUAUUCGUUCGGUUUGGCAAUGGAUUCGAUUUAAGUUUUUAUGGCACAACUUGGAACUAUCUUUUGACUUCCCUGUGUUAAAGAGAGUUGUUGUACCUCUAGGUUUUAGUUAUAGAAAAUCAAAAUGUUGCAUAUUACUUUUCUAUAUUACUAUUAUACUGUCUCUUAUCUUUGACGAUCAUUACAUACUUGAUGAAUAGAUUUCAGAUUGUCAAGAUUUUUCUUAGUUUAUUUGUUGCUAAUGAAUAAAUUUUGCGUAAGUAUGUUGCA